CGACUGUCGACUUCCUGCCAUCAUGGGCCUCUACUCAAUCCUCCAGCGAUCUGCACUCUUGAUUCUUGUACUCGGAACCAGGGGGACCCUGUGCACGCGGGAUACAUAUGUCGACUAUCUGGAAAUGUCGUUCUUCUUUGAUUGGAACCCACCGGCUCAGCUCUAUCCCGUUCCAGUAACCCAACAGUGCGAAACUAUCAAUAUAAAAUGGUCGAGAGGUCCAGCACAGGGUCCAAACCCAGUGCCACCAUACUACCUUCAGGUCUAUGCAUCAAUCUACACCGUGCCCAUCGUCAUCCCCGCCGGCGACCGUCUCAGCUAUGACUGGGCUGUCCCUUUUCCCCCUGGUACCCUCUAUCAAAUAUGCAUGUUCGACAAAAACGGAAACACUGGGGGCUGUCAAGAUGUCUACACAGUCACACCGUCCCUAUCCUCGCAAGACCCCACUUGCGCCAACGUCACUCUACCCCCCCAACUCGAGGUUGAAGGAAUCGUGAACAAUGGACCCAUAUCACAGUAUGGAUGGAUCGAGCAGUGCACGGACAUUUCUGUCGUUCCGAAAGGAGGAUCUCCCCCGUACACGUUUACGAUAGCGCCAUCAUUACACCCACCUUACAACAUAACAGGUGAUGGAGCGAUGAACUGGACAGUCACCUUGUCAUGGGCUAGUUCGUUCUUCAUCAGUGUUGCCGACUCUGCUGGGAACAUGUGGGCCAAUGGGUUGCUACACAGCGGAGGUCCGGGGACAACGGAGUGUCUUAUCGGAAGUUCAAGUGGCACUGGUGCUCAUGUUGAACCCGCUGUAGCGAUUGGUGCCGGUGUGGGAGGAUCGGCAGCUGGCCUCCUUGUAGGAUUGUUGUCGAUGUUUUGCGUCAUGCGAAGGAAGGGAAGGAAGGAAAGGGAUAGACAAGCAUUUUUGGACUUCUCUUCCGGUGCGGAUAACUCUUCGCUCCUCAACUGGCACAACCGUUCUCAACAUCGUCCAGAAUCAACGACACCAAUACCUUACCCAGACCGUUCAGUUGGAACAGGAGGAGCAGGGCACCACUCACUGGGAUCAAGCCCAUACCACGUCGAGCCUUUCGUAAUCCCAACUGAAGACGGACAGAGAAAUGUCCCAAGUUCCCCCCAUUCAAACGCUGAGGCGCCCCUUCCCAUACCACAAUCCCUGUCUACGUUCUCUUCAACGGUCGGUCAGCCGGCAGUGAAACCUCAUCCUGGAGCAGUGUAUGUUCUGCACCAUGAUAACAACGCCCCGCCGGUCACGAUAUAUCACGAGGAAGGCCAGGAGAUCGUCGAACUACCUCCAAGGUACCCCGCGAAUUCUCCACCUCCCGAGCUUGUGUCGCGGAACGUGAGUGACAAUCGUAGGGAGAGUGAAGGCAAUCGAACGGAUGGCAGCGACCUGCCUCCGAUGCUCCAACAGCAAAGAAGGCCGAAUCACAUUCGCAAGCCAGCGCACCAUCCCCAUCAAGAACGGCAAGGUCGGCGAUAG
Messenger RNA from Coprinopsis cinerea okayama7#130, 1495 nucleotides. RefSeq lists its product as hypothetical. The transcript is spliced from 10 exons. NCBI's taxonomy places the organism in Eukaryota, Fungi, Basidiomycota, Agaricomycetes, Agaricales, Psathyrellaceae. The coding region runs from base 23 to 1495 and encodes 490 amino acids. The record is from RefSeq and is a predicted model, not a curated record.